Messenger RNA from Striga asiatica, 444 nucleotides. Lineage: Eukaryota; Viridiplantae; Streptophyta; Magnoliopsida; Lamiales; Orobanchaceae. The record is from the annotation of a GenBank genome assembly.
UGUUUAUUGUUUCGAAUGGAUCGCCGACCCAUUCUAUAUAGGCCAUACCUCGGCUUCUUCCUAAUGCUUCAUGGGUGGCAAUACUCGCCUAUGGCGGUCGACCGAUACUCUGUCGACACCUGUUCAAGGCAGCGAAGUCCGACUCACCCUGAUCCGACACGGUGGAUUAUCCUCCUCCGCAAACCUAGCUUCUUCGAUUGGAGUUUCUCAUCUGCCGCCGCAUCUGUUUCCAUCCUAAUUCGUGCCAACGUCUUUCCCGGCGACGGAAUUGGGCCUCACAUUGCCAAAUUCGUCAAACAGAGUAAUGUUGUGCGUUCCUGUGUAAUGUUGAUGAUCUACUUGAUUGUGGAAGGAAUGACUCUUAGCAUGGAGGAUAUAUCUCUUUCUUGCUCGCUUCACUGUUUGACGCUCUUUCAUCCAGACUUUUGCCAGUUGAAAGCUAAG